AUGCCGGUUUAUGGGAUUUGUCACAGGAGGCAAGACAUUUCUUUCGACCCGACAGAACUUCCAGCACCAGUUUUCAUCAGCGCCACCACCGUCAACAACACCAGAGGACACUGGGGCUUCACCGAGCUUCAGUCCACCUCAGUAACCACGCCACUGGCCUCAAAACCAAGACAUACGACUAGUAUCAAUAUUGGCGAACAUGCGAUGAUCGCCUAUGAUUUACGCACCUGA
Opisthorchis viverrini is the source of this 231-nucleotide messenger RNA. RefSeq lists its product as hypothetical. The record is from RefSeq and is a predicted model, not a curated record. Lineage: Eukaryota; Metazoa; Platyhelminthes; Trematoda; Opisthorchiida; Opisthorchiidae. The coding region runs from base 1 to 231 and encodes 76 amino acids. The transcript has a single exon.